AUGGCUACUGCCGCCGUAGUCUUACCCGCCGCGGCGGCGCCGCCGCCCCUUCUCUCGCUCCUUGACGGCCUGCCGCCGAGGAGACGAGAGCUGCAGCAAUCGCGCCGGCGACGGAGGCCGGCGCAGGCAGACACACAACAGCGCGCGGACAGAAGUCUCUUCUCCGAAGCACUGCUGCGAUGGCGCGUCGGCCAAGCGCUCAGCUCGGCGCGAUUCCUCGCCGCCGCGCUCGCGCGCGAGCAGCAGCAGCAGCAGGACUCAGCGACAGCAUGUCGAGCGGACGAGCGAAGCCCCAUGGCAGGUUCUCCGCGCAACGACGAGCAGUCUUCUUCUCCUCCAGCCUACGAGGACACGCUCGACGACGCGCCGCCCGACUACACCUCGACCGACGCGCUGGCCACCGCCGCACAGACCGCCGCCCCUCCACCGCUCCCGCCGUACGGACCCCCGAGCGGUCCCCCGUCUUCGCACCCCCUGCUGCCGUUGUCGAUCGAGUUGCUCGAGAAGGAAGCGCGGGUCGACUUGUCGAAGGUGGACAAUAUGCGCGAACAUGCGAAGAAGAAGAACAAGAAGAAGCAGCCGGCGCAGAAGAUGGCGUCCUGGGCGCAAAGCGACGACGAGGACAAGAAGAAGGACGACGGCGGCGGGGACAACGGCGGAGACGGGAACGAGGGCGGUGGUGAUAACGGCGGCGGCGGAGAUGCUGGAGGUGGAGGGGGUGGAGGCGAUGAUAAUGGCGACAAUGGGGACGACGGAGACGAUUGGAACGAGGCCGGCGGCAAGAAGAACAAGAAGAAGAAGAAGGGCAAGAAAGCUGAGGAGGAAGAGGAGGAGGAGAAGAAGGCUGAAGAAGAAGAAGAGGAACAAGAGGCCGCUGCAGCACAUACUUCUACCGGCUCCCCCUGGGAUCUUCUGGCAACAGAACCUGGAGACGACGAUGCCCCCGACGCGAAUCCAGACGAUGAAUGGGCAGGCUUCACGCCCGCCACCUCGUCUAAGAAGAAGAAAAAGAAGGGCAAGGACGCUGACUCUGUCCCUCCCCCACCUCCUCCCGGCCCCGCUGCUCCUGACAAUGCUGCCAACGGCAUGAACUUCGAUAGCGUCGACCUGGGCGACGGCUCGGACGCCCCGAAGAUCGACCUCAGCUUUGGCGGUGCGGAUUCCAAGGCCGGUACCGGCGUUGGAGGAGGCACAGGCUUCAGCUGGGGUGCGACUAGUUGGGGCUUCUCGGCUGCGGAUAAGAAAGAUGACGCCGCUGCGAAUGAGGCUGCCGACGCCAACAAUGCCUGGAGCUUUGGAGGAGGUUCGAAGAAGCCCGAUGCUGGGUUCAACUUCGGCUUCAGCCCUGCAGCAGAGGCACAAAAGGAGGGAGAUGACUGGGGCUGGGGCACAGCGACGUCCAAGAAAGACAAGAAAAAGAAGAAGGGGGGUUUCGACCUUCUUGACGAGCCACAGCCACCGCCACCGCCGCCUGAACCCGAACCUCCGGCUGCUGCAGAGGUAGCAGCCGAAGACGAGUGGGGCGGUUGGGGGACCAAGAAGGAUAAGAAGAAGAAAAAGGGCAAAGGUGACCCUGAGCCUGAGCCUGAACCGGAGCCCGUCGUUGUCCCCGAACCAGAACCAGUACCCGAGCCAGCAGCCCCUGCUGAAGCCGCGGCGGAGGACGAAUGGGGCGGAUGGGGAGCAGUUUCUUCGAAGAAGGAUAAGAAAAAGAAGAAGAAGAAUGCGGAACCCGAGCCGGAGCCCGAACCCAUGCCACCACCACCUCCGCCUCCGCCCCCUGAGCCCGAACCUGCUGCCGAAGAUGGCUGGGGUGGGUGGGGAACGGCCAGUUCGAAGAAGGAUAAGAAAAAGAAGAAGAAGGGCGAGCCCGACCCACCCCUGGAUGAGCCCGCUGUUGUCAUCGUUCCUGACGAUGAUAUCGCGGCGCCUACUGCCGCGGUUGACGUAGCAGCCGAAGACGAGUGGGGCGCUUGGGGGACGAAGAAGGACAAGAAGAAGAAGAAGGGGGCCGCGGCUGCUGAUGAUUUGCCAUCACCACCGCCUCCGCCGCCGGUGGUUGUUGUUCCCGAGUUCGUACAGCCCGUACAAGAGGAUAAUGAUUGGAGCUUUUCCUGGGGAAACAGCGCAAAGGAUAAGAAAAAGAAAAAGAAAGGUCUGUUGGCAGAAAGCGCACCUCCCCCUCCUCCGCCCGAGCCCGAGCCACCUGUUGCCGAAGUCCAGCAGCCCGACGCUGUUGAUGAGCCGAAGGCCGAUGGCGACGAUGGCUGGGGCUGGGGCGUCGGAAAGAAAGACAAGCCGAAGAAGGAGUCGCAGAACGGUCCAGUGGAGGUUGUUGGCGACGAUCCAACAGCCGCAGUCCAGCAGCCUGACGGCAUCGUUGAGGGCGGCGCCGCAGAGUCCGAGGGGUGGGGUAGUUUCAGUUGGGGCACAGGCAAGAAGGAAAAGAAAAAGAAGAAGGGCGCUGCGCCGUUCGACUUUCCACCAGCGCCUACGCCUCCGGAGGAGGCUAUGCCCGCCCUGAUUGAACCCCCGCCUCCUCCGCCUCCUCCCGCGCCCCUCGCGAUCGAGGCGCCGCCUGCGGACGAUGGUUCCGCGUGGGCUGCUGUGACCACGGGCAAGAAAGGCAAAAAGGGAAAGAAGAGUAAGCUAACUGAACAAGGCACCGCGCAAUCGCCGCCUCCUGUAGAAGUCAUCAAUGUCGACGCCGAAGGCAACCCCGACGAUAUCGUCCAGAUCAUCGACGAAGGCGCACCGCCCGAGCCCGCAUUCGAACCAGAACCUGAAGUCGUCCCCGAGUCUGAUCCUGAACCCAUCGUUGUCGUCGAAGAGCCGCCCCCACCGCCGCCGCCCGCGCCCGAGCUGGAAAAGAAAGAGAAGAAGGAGAGCAAGAGCUCUUCAGGAGGAUGGGGAGGUCUGUUCGGCUCAAACUCCACUGACAAGAAGAAGACUAAGAAAGAGGUGGAGAAAGAGAAGAAAGAGAAGGAAAAGCAGGAGAAGAAGGAGGCUAAAGAGCGCGAGGAAAAGGAGCGGCUUGAGAAGGAAGAAGCAGAGCGCGUUGCAAAGGAGGCGGAGGAGCUCGCAGCAGCAGAGGCUGAGGCUGAGGCUGAGGCUGAGGCUGCGGCUGCGGCUGCGGCUGAGGCUGCAAGAGCCGCGGAAGAGGCCGAAGCUGCUGCAAAAGCUGCAGAAUUCGAUCCAAACGAGAUUGUCGAAAUCGUGGACGAGGGGCCGCCGCCUAAGAAGGACAAGAAGAAAAAGAAGAAGGGCAAGGCUGUCGAAGAAGAGUCCCCUCCACCUCCUCCACCACCACCACCUCCUGCACCUGAAGAACCCGCCCCAGAGCCUGAACCUGAACCUGUGCCUGAGGUUGUGCCCGAGCCGGUCGUUGUUCCCGACCCCACGCCUGCCGCAACAAGCACGUGGGGUGGCUUUUGGGGUGUCUCACUCAGAAAAACCAAAAGCCCGGUCGCAAAGGACCUCGUGGCACACGACGCUAUUCCGAAUGAGGAAACGGCAGCUGACCCCGCGGUUCUCGAGGCUGAAGUGCCACCACCACCGCGUGAGCCUUCGCCUCCGCCCUCUGGAAAAUUAAAAAAGACGAAGAAGGGCGGAAAAGUUCAAGAUCGCCUCAAGGCGUUCGAAGCCUUUGACGAGCCGCCACCUCCGCCCCCCGCGCCUGAGUUUCCUGCGGAGCCCGAGCCAGUCGUCGUCGUCGACGUGCCCGAACCCGAACCGCUGCCUGCUGACGCGCCGCCUGCGGAAGAGGUCGCGCCACCACCGCCGCCACCGGUCGAAAUCGUAGAACCUCCGCUCUCGUCGCAUAAAAAGUCGUCCAAGGACAAGAAGGCAGACAAGAAAUCCUCUUCGAAGUCGAAGAAGAGCAGCAGUAAAGAAAAGGAACCUGAACCCGCGCCUAUUCCCGAGCCUGUCGUCGUUCCGGAGCCUGACCCGAUCGUCGACGUUCCCGACGUCCACUCUCCAGUGCCCGGCAGCUUCCCUGAAGACGAGCCGCUGUUCGAGAUUGUUUCUCCACCACCACCUCCGCCUCCACCACCGGCGCCUAUUGAACCCGACUUUGUGCCUGCUGAAGUUGAGCCUGCCUUUGUUGUACCAGCGCCUGCGCCGCCGACCGACAAGAAGAGCAAAAAGGACAAGGACAAGAAGAAGAGCAAGAGCAAGAGUAGCUCGUCAAGCCGGAGUCUUUUUGGGGAGGUCCCCAUGGAUAUUCCACCGCCGCCGCCGCCAAUGCCUGACCCUAUCGUCAUGCCUGAUGCGCCCCCGAUGCCUGAGCCUCUUGCUAUGCCCGAGCCGCCCCCAAUGCCGGAGCCUCCUGUUAUGCCCGAGCCACCUCUCGUUGAUGUCGUACCUGAUGAUGCGCCACCGUUUGAAGAGCCCAUAAAGCCUCCAACUCCUCCGCCUGAGCCGCGAAAGGAGCGCCCGAAGGUCGUGCGCGACAAGAACGCUGCGACCUCUUGGGGUUUCUGGGGUGUGUCGCCGCAGAGCAAAGACACGCGCAAGAAGACGCGCGACGAUACUGCAAAGGAGAGACCUGGGCUCGUGCGGUCCAAGUCUGAACGGCACUCAUCGCGGCGUGAUCGGGAGAAAGACAAGGAGCGGGACGAAGGCAAGGACUCGAAGUCAUCUGGUUCGGGCGAGCACACUUCAAAGACACCUUCUUCGAGACCGCGGCACCAGCGCGGCUCGAGCUUUGGUGGACUAUUUGGCAUGGCUAUGGCUCCUCCGCCUUCGAGGUCAAAGUCGAUGCGCGAACCCAGGACAUCCAAGUCGCGCUCGCGUCACCCUUCUGUUGAAAGGGACGGCGGGUUGAUGUCGCCACCGCCUGAGGACGACGCGGUCAGAUUCUCGUCAAAGGCUGCGAAGAUGAUGGGCAUGGACACGGAGCGGGGGCGGGACAGGGUCACUCGACGCCAGACCACAAGGGAGCAUCGCAAAACAAGAGCAGCGCCAGACCCUUAUGCCAUCGAAGACGAUGAUUUGGUCAUGGUCAACGGAGAGGAUGCCCCUGCGCCAGGCUCAGACCCGUCAAGGCGGCGCAAGCACAAGUCGCGUAGCGUUGACCCUGCAAUGGACGAAGAUCCAGUCAUCGUGGAAGCUGCCGCCGCCAUCCCUGACGAUGUGCCCGAGGUCGUGACCGGCCCCGACGACAUGGCGUUUGUCGAGAAGCCUAGACGCUCAGGACCCCGCCGCGAGAGACGCGAGCACCCAGAAAGCCCGCCGAAGAAGACCGGGCUUAUGGGCAUGCUCGGGCUCGGCUCGAAGAAGAAAGACGUCGUCUCUGACUACGAAGAACGCCGCCACCGCAGCACCCGCACCGGCGACGAGGAGCGCAGGCGUAAGCGGUCUUCCGCGCGCAAUGCGGACGAGGAUUACGCGAAGCGUCUGCGUCGGGAAGGCCGCAAGAUUCGCUCACGUCAUCCCUCGGAUGACGGUGCUCCGGAGCCACCUGCUGAUGUGAUCGUCGAUGGCGCCAUGCCUCCAAUGAUGGACGGCGCUGGCCCCAUCGACGUCGAUGCGGAGCGUGAGGCUAGGAGAGCGGAGAGGCGUGCGAAGCGUGCGGAGCGCGAGGCCCGCGAGAUCGAAGAAGAGGAGGCUAAGGCGGCGCGCCGUCGCGAGCGCAAGCGCGCUGGAGACAAGCAAGAGGAGCGCAAGCUCCGCGAGCGCGAGGCCAAGGCCAACCGUCUGCGGGAAGAGCAGGAGCGCGAAGAGAGGCGGAAUGAGGAGAAGCGUCAACGCCGUGCCGAGAGGGAGGCGCGCAAGGCUGCGGAGCGCGCCGAGAUGGAGCAGGACCUCGAGGCCAAGGAGGCCGAGCGUGCUGAACGCCGUGCCCGCCGCCGCGAGCGUGGUGGUGAUGUCGAGCAGCCGCCGUCUCGCCACCAUAGCUCUCAUCGGCCAACUAUCCCGGGCGAGCGCCGUCGCUCUCACAGGACCUCCGCCGUCCCCGCCGCGGGCGAGGAUGAUUCAGAGCGUCGGCGCCGCCACGAAGAGCGCAGAGCUCGCCGGGCAGCUGAGAGUGGUGGCGGUCGCACACCUGGCAAGUCUUCACGAUCUCGCGGCGACCAUCACCAGCAGACGCCGCCCAUCGUCGACCACCAUUUCGACGCAGCACAUUACUACGACUUCGAUCCUGCUGCCGCUGCCGGCGCCAUGCCGCCCCAGCCACCACCACCACCACCACCUGCUGCCGACUACCCGUCGCAUUCCAACCACGGCAGCGACAAGACACGCUCUUGGGUCGACCAGAUCGCCGCCGACCCGCCAGACCUGCCGCCCGUCGCAGCUACCAUCCUCGACCCCCCGCCGCCCAUGGACCCGGCCGCUGCCGCGGCGGCCGCGUUCGACCCGCUCGAGGAAGAGGCGCGGCGGGAGCGUAGGAGCAGGGCGAAGCGGGACUCGAAGAUGAUGGACGAUGACGGUGGUGAGAGGAGGAGGAGGCGGAGGAAGGAAGGUGAAGGUGGUGGUGGGAUAAGGAGUAGUGAUGGGAGCGGGGAUGGGGGGAGGAGUAGGCGCAGGACGACGACGACGAUGAAGGAGCCGGCGGCAUUGUUUGGGGAGGAUCCAAUGAUGGCCGCCGGGGGUGGGAUGAGGACGUGGGAUGGGCGGCCGGUGGAGAGGCCGAAGCAGGAGAGGAGGGGGAGUAGUUGGUUGAAGAAUUUGAAGACGGUGUUUUGA
Messenger RNA from Lasiodiplodia theobromae, 6690 nucleotides. Its product is annotated as Stomatin family protein. The record is from RefSeq and is a predicted model, not a curated record. The transcript is spliced from 2 exons. Lineage: Eukaryota; Fungi; Ascomycota; Dothideomycetes; Botryosphaeriales; Botryosphaeriaceae. Bases 1 to 6690 code for a protein of 2229 amino acids.